CCCUUCGUUCUCCCCCCUCAAAUUUUCUGCCCUUUUGGUCCCUUCUUCCAUCGUUCUCCCUCUUUUCUCCCUUAGUUGGAUUACCCUUUUCCUUCUUCCUGCGCAGGCUCUUCUCCACAACCCUUCUCUCUGAUGGUAGACGAUCACCAUCGUCAUCAUAACUCGGAGAGUAUUACUAUCAUUGGUUCCUCGACGACGACGACGUCCGAUGUUGACGGCAAAAACCCUAAUAACAAGAACUCGACGUCAUCAUCCUCCUCCUCCUCCUCGCCAAGCGAGAAGACCCGCAGGCGUUCUAAAGCCAAGGAUUUUUGGAGGGUUCAUCGCACUUUGAUUGCGAAAUGGUGUCACGCUGCUCGGAAUAUUAAUACCUCCUCUUCGACACCAACUUCUCCGUUUUCGUCGCCAUCGCCGCCGCCCGAGCGGCCGCCGGGGUCUUCGUCGCCGUCGACGUCGUCUUCUUGUUGUUCUGAUGGUAAUAAGGUUGGUUUGGGAGAAGGUGAUGAUCAGCCGGCGCCUGGUUUAGCGCCCAGAGUUGAAUCCCAAAGGGCUGAAGAAGAAGAAGCAGCAGUAGAGAAGAACAAUACAAUGAAUGGAAUCCACAGCUUCAGAUACACCGCCACCGCAGCAGAUCCCACCACCACCACCACAACUCCCAAAGGCGUAUUCAAGCAAAAAACCAAAGAAGCAGAUUUCCUCCGAACCCUAACAAACCCUCUCUCCAGAAUCGCCAGCAAAAGGAGCCCUUCCCCUAAAUCCUCCUCCAAAAUCGGCAGCCGGCGUAGCGGCUCCCCUCUAUCCUUCGUCCACCGAUGCAUCACCGGCCGGAAACCCACCACCACCACCACCACCACUCCUCCUCCCCCUUCCACCUCCGACGUCCACCACGACCGCAGCUCCUCCCCUGCCUCCGCCGCCCCUCCUCCUCCGUCCACGGCGCCAGCCUCGCUGGCGAGAGAUGCCAGCGUGAGAAGUAGUGGUAGUAGUAAUCUUGGUGGGUUCUCGAGGAACCCGAGCCAGAGAAGCACGACGCCGAUCAUGUUCUCCAACUCCACCGGACGGAAGGUGAAGCCCCCGCCGGUGCAGCAGAACUUGGAGUGCACGCUCGAGGAGCUGUUCUACGGUUGCACUAAGACUGUCAAGGUCACCAGAGACGUCCUCACCGACCGAGGGCAAAUAGUUCAGGAAGACGAGACGCUCUCCAUCCAAGUGAAGCCCGGAUGGAGGCGAGGCACCACGAUCACAUUCGAAGGCACCACCACCGCCACCACCGCGGGGACCACCGAGCCGCCGCCGCCGCCGCCGCGUCGUCGUCCCGUCGGAUCCGAGCCCGCCGACGUCACGUUCGUGAUCGUGGAGAAGCGUCACCCUCUGUUCCGGCGGGUGGGCGACGACCUGGAGAUCGCGAUCGGGAUCCCGCUGGUGCAGGCGCUGACGGGGUGCGACAUCUCCAUCCCUCUCCUCGGCGACUCCGGGGAGGUGAUGAAUCUGACGAUCGAUGACGUCAUCUACCCGGGGUACGAAAAGGUCAUCGACGGGCAAGGGAUGCCGAGGUUCAAAGAGGAAGGGACGACGAGAGGGUUGCUGAGGGUGUUGUUUCUGGUUGAGUUUCCGGCGGAGUUGACGGAGGAGCAGAAGGCGGAGAUUGUUAGCAUUUUAGAGGAGGAGGAGGGUGAGUGAGUGAAGAGAUAGUUUCGGGUAAUGUAAUGUGGAUUCGUUUUGUUUCUUGAUGUGUACAUGUAGAGAUUUUUUAAUGAGUAUGGUAAUUCGAAUAUUAUGAAUAAUGGGUACAUGAUUUUUUUAUUAUUAUUUAAUCCG
This is a messenger RNA of Linum tenue, 1818 nucleotides long. NCBI's taxonomy places the organism in Eukaryota, Viridiplantae, Streptophyta, Magnoliopsida, Malpighiales, Linaceae. The record is from the annotation of a GenBank genome assembly.